Messenger RNA from Odontomachus brunneus, 2519 nucleotides. RefSeq lists its product as uncharacterized. Bases 311 to 1528 code for a protein of 405 amino acids. The transcript is spliced from 8 exons. Lineage: Eukaryota; Metazoa; Arthropoda; Insecta; Hymenoptera; Formicidae. The record is from RefSeq and is a predicted model, not a curated record.
GUAUCUAAAAUGCGCCUAGCUCUGGCCGCUGAAAUCAUGCUGGUGGCCGCUCUCAAGCUUCUCUCUGGUUACGGUUUGUUAGUUUCAAAGCGCUUGUUACGAGUCGCCACUUUUCUUUUUGAAGGGCCGAAAUAGUAGCACGACUAAAUAACAGUGUAUUCGAAGGCAAUCAAUCUUUAUUUUCAAAUAGUACUGUAUUGUCAACGGCAGAUCAACGACUGACUUUUCAUCUUCCAAUGCAACUCAGAUACAGUCACCCCCUACAGUACUCUGAUGGCAUACCAGAAGACCUUUCAUUUCCACAAGUAGUAUGACAGAUCUUUUGCCUGGAACGUUUCUAUUCGCUGAUCAAAACACCUCCAACACAAACAAACCCGUGACAAACGAAAACCUGGACGGGUCUUUCGAGAGAGCGUUAAACGAAAUGGAUUAUCAUAGGAAGAGAAUGAACGAGUAUCUCUGUCACGGCUACAUGGCAGAGGAAAUUUUCAAGGAAGUGAGCACUCCCAGAGUAAAGCGACGUCCCGAGUCAUCGCCAAUCGCCAACGACAACCUGCACAAUUUCUUAGGCAAUGACAAUGUGACGAUACACGACAAGCUUCUAUCGGACGAGGGAAGCUCGAAGUACAAAAAUUGGCUGCAACGCACAACCACGCUAGAUGAUAUAUAUCGACACUACGCACCUCGUAAGAAGAUAAUGAAGAAACAAGACGGCCAACACAAGGACAUCGAAGAGUUCGAUGGCGAAGUGACGGGUUACGCGAUGCAAGCUCCUCUGCCAUCCGGAAAAGUGGGCUUCUACGAGCCGUCUCACGAAGGUGACAUGUUAUCGUCUUCGUCGGGGCAUCACAAUUUUCAUUACGGGCCGGCGUUUGGCCACCACUAUGGCGACCAUUUCGGACACCACGGCGACUUCUUCCCGUCCAUCCACGAGGAGUUCUAUUACGUACCGCAAUCUCAUCAUGAUCAGGAGGAGGAUCACGGGCCCGUCUAUGACAAAGGGAAGAGCCACGAUCUGUCUGUCAAGGAUUUCUUCGAAAUUGCGCUUACCGCGCUUGCCUUCUUAGCAUUCGGACUGUUCAUCAUUCAAUUGCUGAUGAACGCGAACAAUAAUCCGCCCAUGAUGAUGACUACCGGCAGGCAACGUGCCAAGAGACACGCAAUUCCUAUGUCUUUGUCCUCCGCCAGCAAUGAGGAUCUGAAUGACUUGUCGUAUCGCGUCUUGAGAUCCAUAGAAGCGGUUAUGGUCGCCGAGACGGACUCGGGAAAUUGUCUGCGCAGGAUACUGUGCGAGAAUAAUCGAUACUCCAGGGAAACCAACGACGGCCGCAGGAUUUGGGUUCCCGUUUGGAGCUUGGGUAUGAGCUGGUUGUCGGGUAGGGUGUUGAACAGGGCUCCGUGGUCGGCAAGGUUGGACUCUGUGAAGGCAUCUAUUCUCGGUCUGGGCGGAAUCGAUUGCGCCUCCUUCUACCCUGGAUGCAAUCUCGAAAAGGAGGGCAUCAAAAGACGUCGCAGGAAGAGAAAAUAAUGAUACUUUGGAAGUCAGACAGUAUAGAUAGAACAAAAAUUGCAAGCGAACACUUCAGAUACUUUCGUACACGAUCUGUAUUCAUAAACAGCAAUGAUGGCAGCACGGUAGAUCCACAAGUGUCGUAAUAUACGUUCUAUGAUAGUUAUAAAUACGCAAUAUAACCAGAGCGCGUCACGUUGCAUUGUUGUCAUUAUCAGCGGCAUCGCCCUGAUGAAUACACGUGUCACCGCGUGGAAUGGACAGAAGCGUUGCGUGUGUAGUUCCACUGGGGCAUACAUGAAAGACGCUCCUAUCGCCUCUGUCUCGCAACGGCCGACAAUUUGUCAAAAGCGGCACUUCACGCUUGUCGUACAGCGUGCGGAACUGUGCAACCUCGCGAAGGACAAAAACGAAGUUUACUUUAGGAUGAAUUAUUAUGAAGCGGUUCAGAAAUCAUUUCCGACGAAAAUAGUCAAUACUUAUCUUUUCUAAACAAUCGCGCAGGGAGAGAUAGAUAGGGAAUGAAACGGAAAUUAUUUAUGGCUUGAUUAACUACUUGUACGUACGACAAACUGGCUCAUCUAAUAACCGCUGAACCGCUUAACGGUACAUUUUUCACUGCGACGCGACUUACUUGCUCCAUAGAUAUUCCUACCGGUUCUCUGCUUAUUACCCAAAGUACGCUGUUCCUGUAACUUAUCAUCUUCACAGAUCCCCAGUACACGAAGUAAUCGCGUUGAAAGCAUCGCAUAAUAUUCGUUAUGAGGAAGGGCGUUAGACGGACAGAAGAAUAAGCUGCUUGGACCAAAGGCAGUGCCCUCAGGAUACCGUCUAAAAGUGGAUUAUGAUCUGCCUGUAACUAAAGAAAUAAUAUUAUUCAACGCGUGCUUAUUAUUUUUCUAACGUUUGAGCGUAGAAUAUUACCGUUUCUCUCACAAAGCAUUUGGCCUGAAAUAUAUUAAAAGCACACAUUUUCCUCUGUAGAGAAAAAUUAUGCAGAAAAAAGCAA